Chlorocebus sabaeus (green monkey) is the source of this 1821-nucleotide messenger RNA. Its product is annotated as olfactory receptor 1P1. Gene Ontology annotation, cellular component: membrane. The record is from RefSeq and is a predicted model, not a curated record. Gene Ontology annotation, molecular function: olfactory receptor activity; G protein-coupled receptor activity. Gene Ontology annotation, biological process: G protein-coupled receptor signaling pathway. Lineage: Eukaryota; Metazoa; Chordata; Mammalia; Primates; Cercopithecidae.
UGUUUGAGAUUCUGGAGACUAUGAUUUUUUUCUUUGGAGUUUCACUGACACCUCAAAAAGUAAUCUGUACAUAGUGGGUCUUUACUAAAUAGUUGAUUGUUGAAUUGGUUUCCAGAAAAAAUAGAUAAUAUGAAAUUGCAUCUUUAGAGAAUAUUGAGUUUUGGGCUUGAUGAAUCAGAACAGAGUGGUUUGAAAGCAGGUGAAUGGCUGGGAAACUCUGAAUCCAACUCAUAUAAGAUUUUAAUAGAGGCAGUUAUGUCUAGCCCAUUAGAUUGAGAUUCCCUGAGGUUAAGGGUUACCACUGUCUUACUUACCUAGCACUGUGCCAGGUCCAGAGUCAGUAAUUAAGAUGCUUUCAUUCAUUCAUUUUACAGAUAUUACCUCCUCUCAGAGUACAGCUAAAGAAAAGGAAAGUCCAGCUAAAGAAAUUUGGGAUGAAAAAGAGUGUAGAAAAACAAAUGAGAAACGUAUUUUAAUUACCUCACAUUGUAUCUCCCACACUUUCCAGCAUAGUGUAUUUCAGUAAAAAUUUACAGUGCACAUAGUAGAUGGCCAAUAAAAGUACACUGUCUUUCUUUCUUCUUCCUUAAAGCUCAGAGAAUAGCAUGCUCACCAAUCUAAAGUAAAACAUUUUUACAGAACUGUAAUGGGGCUCACUCAAGGUGUUUUUCCUCUGACUUCUGAGCUCCUGGAAGGAGGGAAUCAGACUAGUACCUUUGAGUUCCUCCUCUGGGGACUCUCAGACCAGGCACAGCAGCAACACAUCCUCUUCCUGUUGUUUCUGUGGAUGUACGCGGUCACUGUGGCUGGGAACCUCCUCAUUGUCCUGGCCAUUGGCACUGACACACACCUCCACACCCCCAUGUACUUCUUCCUUGCCAGCUUGUCGUGCACAGACAUCUUUUUCACCUCCACCACCGUGCCCAAGGCCCUGGUGAACAUCCAGACCCAGAGCAGGUCCAUUUCCUAUGCAGGGUGCUUGGCACAGCUCUACUUCUUCUUGACUUUUGGGGACAUGGACAUCUUUCUCCUGGCUGUAAUGGCCUAUGACCGCUAUGUGGCCAUUUGCCACCCACUCCACUAUAUGAUGAUCAUGAGUCUCCACCGCUGUGCCGUCCUGGUGGCCGCCUGCUGGACCCUCACGAGUCUUGUCGCUAUGACUCACACCUUCCUCAUAUCCCAGCUUUCCUUCUGCUCUAAGAUCAUUCCUGACUUCUUCUGUGAUUUGGGACCGCUGAUGAAGGUGUCUUGCUUUGACACCCAGGUCAAUGAGCUUGUGCUCCUUUUCCUAGGGGGAACAGUCAUUUUAAUCCCUUUUAUGCUCAUCCUGGUCUCUUAUAUCCGCAUUGUUUCAGCCAUCCUCAGGGCGCCCUCUGUCCAGGGAAGGCGCAAGGCCUUCUCUACCUGCGGCUCUCACCUCGUUGUUGUUGCUCUGUUCUUCGGGACGGUGAUCAGGGCGUAUCUGUGCCCUUCAUCCUCUUCCUCCAGCUCAGUAGAGGAGGAUACAGCGGCUGCUGUCAUGUACACAGUGGUGACUCCCCUGCUAAACCCCUUUAUUUAUAGCCUGCGGAACAAGGACAUGAAGGCUGCAGUGGUUAGACUUCUCAAGGGCAGAGUCUCCUUCUCACAGGGCCAGGGCCAGUGACUUCUGCUGAGAAACUGAAGGUGUUCUCCUUCCCCUCCAGUGAGGGGCUUGACAGAAAUUUCUACCUCAAAGUGUCUCAUUUCUGAAUCCCACAUAUCCCUUAUCAGCACUCCCCUCCCCGAGUGCCCACUGCAAGUUUGGUAUUAUAAAGGGAAAUCAAUGUUUUGCUUUGUGCU